This is a messenger RNA of Sarcophilus harrisii (Tasmanian devil), 1283 nucleotides long. RefSeq names its product ring finger protein 227 (gene RNF227). Gene Ontology annotation, molecular function: ubiquitin protein ligase activity. Lineage: Eukaryota; Metazoa; Chordata; Mammalia; Dasyuromorphia; Dasyuridae. The record is from RefSeq and is a predicted model, not a curated record. The coding region runs from base 216 to 734 and encodes 172 amino acids. Gene Ontology annotation, biological process: protein ubiquitination. The transcript has 2 exons.
AGUCACCCGUGCGCCCGUGACGUCAUGGUCCGGCCUCUCCCCUAUAAAAAGGGCUGCAAGGCGCGGUGCCGGGCCCCAGAAUGGACACAGGUAAGGGGAGAGAUCGGACCCGGGCCGCUAUUAGACCGCGGAUCUAACACCCGGAGUCUAGCUCUUAAAUACAGCACUACCAAACUCCGACUGAGCAUCUCCUACAGGCCUCCGAGGGGAAGAAGAUGCAGCUGCUACUGAGGAUCCCUUCAGUUCCCGAGAGGAGCGAGACGGACUGCGGUAUAUGCUACCGGCCUUACAACCUGCAAGGUCGGGCGCCACGCCGCCUGCCCGGAACGGCGAGACAGCGGUGCGGCCACACGCUCUGUACCUGCUGCCUACGGGAGCUGGCCGCCCGUGGGGGCGGCGGCGCCGUGGUGCGCUUGCGCCGGGCGGUCAUUUGCCCUUUCUGCCGCGCGUCCUCCCCCUUACCGCGUGGCGGAGUCACGCAGGUGCCUUUGGACCUGGAUUUGUGGUCUCUCCUGAAGGAGAGAGAAGGCGUGCAGAAAGACGCCGGGGGCGAAGCUUCCGAAAUCGUGAGGGAAGGUGAAGACGAGCAAGGGGCGGGACCGUGGGGCAAGGCGUGGCGCAUGCUUCUUGGGCUCUGGGACAAAGCAGCGAGCCGGCGCAGGCACCCGUUACCUAGCGAUGUGCUUUACUGCUGUCCAGAGAGCAAGACCCUUGCAGGCUGCUACAUGCUAUAACUGAGGAUACUGUGGGCUGUAAGAAUGAAAAGUGGAAACAGCUGCUACCUCCUUUUGCUGCCCACCCAUGAGGGUGGGUUAAAAAGCUUUUGUUCCUGCCAGCUCCAGGGAUUGGUGUUUUUUGUGCGUGUGCACACGCGCGUGCAUAUGGAAUUUAAAAUUCAUGAGGUGGUAUAGGAACUUGGCUCUGGCCUCAGUCUUCCUCUAUACUAGGAUACAAAGGACUGACAGCCUAGUUAGUCUCCAUAUUUGAUAGGGCAGAUCCACAAUGGUUCCUUUCACCUAUAUGGUGGAGCAGCUCCCAUAUUUCUGUGAAAUGGUUUCAGGUGUUAAAGAAUGUCAUAGUAGGAAGAGCUUCUUUUAAAUGGAAUAAACUCCCUAAAUGUGGCACUGAGCACCAAAUAUCUGCACUUUGUUAUUGCCUUAGUAUCAUCACUUCUCCCCACUCAACUCCUAAUGAAUUUGUACUUUGUAUGAAUGUCCUUUUUUGCACUUAUUCAUUUGUGCAUAUUUCUUUUUUUCCUACUAAAUUGUAAACCUGUCAAAGAU